GUUUUCCACUUGUUCCAAUUUUUUUUUCCUUACGAUGACAAUUCUUUCAUUAAAACAUCGCACAUUUCGGAAGAUGAAAAUAAAAGUUUUCAUUCCUUUUAUGUGAAAGACGUCGAGAAGCAACAUUCACUAUAUGUAUAUUUUUACAACCAAUUUUGAAGGCAGGGUGACUGACAUAUAGAUAUCUAUCUAGCGAUAAACAUAAUUAGUAAAAAAGAUUAAAAAUAUAUGCGCUUUAGCAAAAGAAAAUAGCCAGAAAGAAAAUAGCGAAAAAAGAUGUUGAAAUCUCCAGCGUCAUCAGAUCAAUUCCCGAAAAAGAUGAAGGAUUUUAGAGUUGUUAGGCAAAUGGCUAUCAAAAAGAUGUUUAGAAAUAUGCAGCGCAGACUUUCAUUAAUACACCAUGCACUUAUUUGCGAUCAGAAAGAUGCAUAUGAAGUAAAAACGCCCUACAAAGUAUUUAGUUGGUCCAAAGAAGAUUUUGAGGCUCGACUGAAAUUGGAGAAUAUGGCUUGGCUUGAGGUGUUCAUUAUGAGUAUGUCGAAAAGUUGUAUGGAAAUGAGAAAGCAGGAAACUGAUAUUGAAGAAUUAUUGGAAUUUACAAAACUAUUACACGAGAAUUUCGAGAAUCAAAAUACAAAGAUUGAUAAAAAGUUGAAAUCGGCGUUAGCAAUAAUAGAGUUGCCAGAAGUUAUGGAAAUUCACCUAAAGAAUAAUUUAAAAAACAAUGAAGAAUUAUGUGUUCGUUUUCAUGAAAAAACGUUUACUAAAACGGAUGAUAAAACCGUUAGCAAAAAAAUAUAUGCAUUGGAACAUAUUUUAUCUGAAAAUAUUGCUUACGAUCCCAUAGAAAUGCGCUAUCAAAUACGCUAUCAAAAUUCGCUUGUCGACCAGUUUGAGGAUAGGAAUUUAAUCGAGCAGAAUAAGAUUAAGAAACAGAUCGAUAGAUAUAAUGAACUAAUGCGUAUAGAGAAGUAUUGCUCUCAGUGCACGGUGAACGCUCUCUAUGCAGAAACUAAUAAAUAUAGAACCCGCAUAGACGAAUUAGGUGCUCAAUAUACGAAGGAAUAUGAAGCCAUAACCAACAAGAUCGCUAACAAGCGUGUGAAUUGUGAAAAGAUACGUGUUCAGCGUAGCUAUUUGGAGGAAGAAAUUGUUCACUUCAAGGAAGAAAUCGCGAAUGUACUACGUCAGAAGAAGGCAAAACGUUUACAUCGCAGCAGCGAACAGACAAUUAUUUCGCAGAACAACACGGAAAGCCCACCAGCUUUGGAAAAGAAAAGCAAUAAGAAGAAGAAGGAGUAAAUGUGAAUCACCAUCUGCAUUCCAGGAAUGUAUCUAUAUUUAAUGGGUAUUGUAUACCAAUUUCAAAUAUAUUUAACUUAAAGAUUAUGCGAGUAUUGAAUAUGGAUUCAUGAGCGUUUAUAAGCAAAAUGUUACGAAAACGAAUUGAUCGUUUUGAAAACCGAA
Messenger RNA from Bactrocera oleae (olive fruit fly), 1467 nucleotides. Its product is annotated as golgin subfamily B member 1. The record is from RefSeq and is a predicted model, not a curated record. Lineage: Eukaryota; Metazoa; Arthropoda; Insecta; Diptera; Tephritidae.